Eurytemora carolleeae is the source of this 3213-nucleotide messenger RNA. Its product is annotated as protein grainyhead. The record is from RefSeq and is a predicted model, not a curated record. Gene Ontology annotation, molecular function: DNA-binding transcription activator activity, RNA polymerase II-specific; RNA polymerase II cis-regulatory region sequence-specific DNA binding. NCBI's taxonomy places the organism in Eukaryota, Metazoa, Arthropoda, Copepoda, Calanoida, Temoridae. Gene Ontology annotation, cellular component: nucleus. Bases 231 to 1982 code for a protein of 583 amino acids. Gene Ontology annotation, biological process: regulation of transcription by RNA polymerase II. The transcript has 5 exons.
AUAUGUAAACAUUCCUUUCACCUGAGCUAGGCUGUGAAGCGAAGAGCUGGUUCAGAACACAAAAUAUCAACAAAAACUUUCAACAAAAUAUACGUAUUGUGAUUUAUUUUCACAACAAUUAACAAGAUUUUAAGAUAUGUGAUAGGUCAAGUCGAAAACAUACAAUAUUUUCCGACCCUAGGUCAAAUUUUAACAAGACAGUUAAAUUAAAACAAAUAAACCAGUGGAAAAUGACAGUAAAUCAAAGUGCCGAGAUUGAUGAAGUGACACAGAGUGAUCGAUCUAGUAACCUUGUUAUGCAUGACCUGGACAUGCAGGAGGGUCUGGACACCCUCAACUCCAAUCAACAGGUUGUUCUAAUGACGGAUGGAAAUCAACAGGUUGUGAUCACUAGUGAAGCCCAGCUAGGAGAUGGAGUUCUUCAUGUUCAAGGAGAUAAUCAAACCUAUAUUCUUCAUACCACGAAAACCGAACCAGAAGAUCUUAGCUUUAGUAUAGACAGGGAGGGGGAGGGUUUAAGACAAAGCAUUGAUUUGGAAGCCGGCGCCCAAGCAAUUCAAGCCAGUGCGGCUACAGCAGUUCAAAAUGUCUUGAGAUCCUUGAAAGAGUCUGACAAAUCAAUUCUAAAUCAAAUUUUGCCUCAGCAUAUUUUAGAAGAUCAUAUUAGUGAUGGAUCAAGGGCUAUGAGUAUAACUGGAGACAUGCUACUGGAGGACCAGGCCAGGUCAGACUCAGGGUUGGAUGACAUGCCGGAGACUUUAACUAACUAUUCUCCAGGGUCUAGUGGGAGCAGGAGAGCCAGAGCUCAGGAUAAUGGUAGAGUACAAAUCCCUAAACAGUUCUCACCGUUUGGAUUCCAUUGUACAUUAGAGGCUCCGACUGCACAGUGGGUUCGGAAGGAUGAGGAUCGGUGUACAUACAUGAACAAGGGACAGUUCUACGGGAUCACCCUUGAGUACAGACCCAACCCGGCGGAGCACAUACAUGGAAACAUGAACGAGGUGAAGAGUGUCGUCAUGCUCGUAUUCAGAGACGCCAAGAACCCCGAGGAUGAACUCAACGCUUGGGCGUUCUGGCAUCAACGUCAGCCGACGAAUAAGCAAAGGAUUCUGGAUGCAGAGACGAAUAAUAUUUCCGAUGAUUGUGGUAUUGCCCGGAUAGAGGAUAUUUCCUACAACUCUAUCUGUGUCUACUGGCAUCCUCUACAGAAGCCCGCUUUUAUAUCAAUCGCCAUUCAAUGCUUGUCCACUGAUUUUUCUCUGCAGAAAGGAGUAAAGGGACUUCCCAUGCAUUUACAGAUCGACACCUACGUCAAGAACCCAGCUGACGGGGAGUAUGAUAUUGUACAUCGAGAAUACUGUCAGGUCAAGGUAUUCUGUGAUAAGGGCGCCGAGCGGAAGUUUCGCCAGGAGGAGCGGCGAGCAGCUCGCAAAGUUGCAGCUGGAGGUCAGCGUGUUCUUGAUAUGUAUCAUCAAUGCCAGGACAGAUCAGAUUUCUACUCUAUGGUGGAUCUGUCAAAAAUCCCGGUUCUCUUCACACCAUCGGAGAACGCUGACAGUCCCACACCUCUUCCUAUAGCCCCUGCCUUCUCACCCAGCCCAGGAAACUCUCUUCUAAAAUCCAAUGGGGGCGGAGCGCCCGAGAUUAAGAGAAGAAAAACGUUUCCUCCUCCUGAGACUAGGAUGGUUGUGUAUGUGAGACAGGAGAAUGAGGAAAUAUAUACUCCUCUGCAUCUUGUUCCUCCAACUGUGCCAGGUCUAGCUCGGGCAAUAGAGAGUAAAUAUAACGUGUCUGCGACUGCUAUAAGAUAUCUGUACCGACGGAACGCGAAGGGGAUAAUCGCGAAGCUGGACGACGAUCUUCUCAAGUUUUACUGCAACGAGGACACUUUUCUUAUGCAGGUGACCGCUAUUGAACUGGAGGGACUGGAGGGACAGGACAGUAUCAUGUACGAUAUUACACUCUGCGAGAUCGGGGAGUAGACAAAGUCGUGUACAUUGAACAUGUACCAGAAUACUCAGUGUACAAUGGAUAUGUACCAGAAUACUCGGCACUACGCCACCGUUCUCUAAACUUUUAACAAAUCAGUGAAAUGAGGGAAAAAGUGUUAUGUACAUUGUACAGUUAUGCUUUGUAAGGUACAUAACACUGUACUAUGAAAUGUACGGAUAAUUAUACACUGUAAACGAUCUCGGGUCCGUCAAAGCUAAAAUUUAAAGCUCUACAUGCGUAAUCUACUUUAUUCAGAAACCGAGAUAUUUAUAUUCAACAAUCUUCAAUAGGAGUGUGUUUAUUUUCCUAAAAAAUCAUCCCCCUCCACCCUUUUUGAAAAUAUAUUUUUUUCACAUUUUCGCAUUUUUAAAGAGUUGUAUUCGUUGAAUAUGGACCAGUUUGUUUUUCUAUUUUUUAUACUUGUAAUUUUUUGUCUCUCGUUACUUCGUGCUCAACAGAUAAUCUCUGAAGUGAUACCGCAACCGGGGUGUGUAACUUUCAGAUUUUCCCUUUUGGCCUGAAGGGGUAUAUUUUUUUAAAAAGAUUUCUAGCAAUCAUUUUUAAACCCUAGUUCCUGAAAGAAAAUAAUCUCUACAUAUAUAUUUUUUUACGAAAAUUAGUAUUUUUUUGCGAGUUUUUAAAUAAUGUAUUAACCUUUGAAAAUUUGCCUCUUUCAAUGUAUCGAGUGCCUUCUUUUGUUUUUACCUCCGAAUUCGGAGUCCACAAUUGUUGAUGAAAAUGUUUAUACAGAUUCUAUUGAACUUUUUGUAAUUCAUGUUGUAACGAUGUUCUGUACAUAUAUUAUUAACCUUGUAUAUGAAAACAUUUUACACAAACCUGUACAGUGUACCUGUACAGUGGCCUGUCAUAAUGCAUCACUGAUCCACCUUCAUUUUUCAAACUAGAAUUUAGCUCAAGUUUUUAAAUGUUAUUUUCAUCAUGUGCCGCAGUAGAAAAUAUGCUUUAAUUUGGUACAAACUACUGUUAAUUAUAUGAAAUUGCUUACCAUUAUUCCUGCUUCUCUGUUUAAAUGUUUUUUAUUUAUUGUUCACAAUACAACACUAGUCUAACGUGUUUGCCAUACUAAAUGUGAUUGCCGGUCCCAGCGACCGCCGAUAAAUCGGUGGCCGAUUUCCGUUGUUAAUUUCAGACGAAAGAUCUGACGUACAUACAUAUAAAUUUAUGCCUAAAGUAACAAGCUUAAUAUAUAUUUCUACGCUC